CAGACUUCAAAAAGGACUGGUCAGAUCACGCGUUGUGGUGGCCUACGCGCAACACAUGGCUCUCCCGCCCAAAGCACACCUUGGACCAAUACGGCGUCCACGCGGACGCUGCCCUUCACUUCACCCCCAUGCACAAACCUUUGAGGAUCCAGCUCCCGGACCUCAGAUAUAUCGACUGCAAGAUCGACUUCUCCAUCGACACAUUCAGUGCUGUUAUUCAGCUUUGCAAACAUCUCGGUAUAAGACAUCCAGAAGAACUAUCCCUCUGCUACCCUCUGGAGCAGUCCCACCUAAAACAGAACUACCAGAACCUGAAAGAGGCGAAGAGGAUAAAGUCCUCCCAGCCUCCGGACACAAACACUUUCAUAGCAGCGACUAGAGGUUCCUCUAAUAGCCUGGACAGGUCUAACGGCCCAUGUCCUGCCACGCCCCCGCCCCCUCGGUCAUUGUCCGCCACGCCUGUGGCUUCUCAACAGAACGGGACACUUCGCCGCUACGGCGGGCACAUCUACAGCACGCAGAGCGACGGGUCGAGCGACGGUGGCUACUGUGGCACUCCACCCCGCGCAGCCUCCCUCGACGCCCUGGACGCCCUAGCUGAACUUUCCCUGGCCGACUCGCCCCUGGAGCCAGACAGCCAGUCUAGAGAGUCCCUGUUAACGCCCAAAUCUCUGAUGGAGCGCGCUAGGAUGAAUGUUGGGUGGUUAGACUCAUCGCUCUCCAUAAUGGAACAGUAUGUCCGCGAGUGGGACACCCUACAGCUGCGGUUCAAGUUCUACUCUUUCUUCGACCUGACGCCGCGCGCGCAGGACGCGCCGCGCCUCAACCAGCUAUACCAGCAGGCGCGCUGGCAAAUCCUCAACCAGGAGGUGCAUUGCACCGAGGAGGAGAUGCUCCUCUUUGCUGCUCUACAGCUCCAAAUCGAGCUCCAAACCCUCGCCGGGGGCAGCAUAGACGCGCCAGACGGCGCCCACAACACGUCCGCCGCGGCCCCCGAGGACGAGAUUGACGCGGCCCUCAGCGAGCUGCAGGCCCAACUGGAGGGCGGGCCCCCGGCCCGGCCGGACAUCACACACGUGCCUGAGUUGGCCGGAUACCUCAAAUAUCUCAGGCCGAAACGUUUCACCCUAAAGGCGUAUAAGCGCGGGUGGAUAUCUUGCCGUGAUGGUGUCUUGCGUAUACACUCGUCACGCGAAGCCGCGGGCAAAGGCGAACCACCGUCUUAUGCGGUUGAGCUGCGCGGUGCCGAGGUCACGCCAGACGCGCACCCGGCAUCAGGCCGCUACAGCAUCAAGUUGGAGGUGCCCUCAGACGACGCCAUGCACGAGAUGUGGCUCAAGUGCGAGAAUGAGGAUCAGUACGCGGAGUGGGUGGCGGCGUGCCGGCUGGGGUCCCGCGGGCGCUCGCUGGCGGACGCGGCGUUCAGCUCGGAGGCGGCGGGCGUGCGCGCGCUGCUGGCGCUGCAGCGGCCCGCGCCCGCCGCCGCGCUGGCCGACCACAGCGUGCCGCACAUCGACCACCUGCAGCCCGCCAGCUACCUCGCGCCGCGCUUCCUCAAGAAGCUCAAGGGGAAGUUCACCCAACGCAUCCUCGAGAGCCACGCGAAUGUCAAAGAUCUACCGCUACUGGAAGCGAAACUCCAGUACAUCAAGACUUGGCAGAACCUCCCAGACUACGGGCAGACACUGUUCGUGGUGCGCUUCAUGGGCCACCGCAAGGACGAGCUGAUCAGCAUCGCCAACAACCGCAUCAUGAGGCUGGAUCCUAACACCGGAGACCACAUCAAGACCUGGCGGUUUAGUACUAUGAAGGCAUGGAAUGUGAAUUGGGAAAUCAAACAUAUGAUGGUUCAAUUUGAGGAAGGCAACAUAAUCUUCUCCGUUCAGUCAGCUGACUGCAAAGUUGUUCACGAGUUCAUUGGUGGCUACAUAUUCUUAUCUAUGCGUUCUAAGGAUGCCAACCAGACGUUGGACGAAGAACUCUUCCACAAACUCACCGGUGGUUGGACGUAAAUGUAUGGAUGUUUUCAGGUCGACAAGUUAUUGUUUAAAGGCAGUUGUUUGGGGAAAUAUUUGAAAAAUAUACUUUUUAACUUCAACCCAUCACAAUGUGACAACGCUAAUAUUUUGUGUAAAGGUGAGGGGACAGGUAUAUGUCACGCACGAGAGAUAAAAUUGUAAUGAUGAUGCUCUCUUUUAUUGUCGUGCGUAACAUGUGAUGGGUUUUAUGUUGACAUGGUAUGAUAAUUUAUAGAGAUGGGCCGAGUACUCGUUUGAUACUCGAUAUUCUGCGUACUCGGCGGGUUUUUUGAUACUCGUACUCGGGCGAAUAACUCGGUUAUUUGAUAACGAGUAUAACGCCAUUGGUAAAUAACAAACGUUUCCAAUUAUUUAUUUACUAUGACGCGCAACAUGAUGUGUUUGUUUGCAAACAAUCAAGUGACUAGUAGUUGAAAGGCGUGGGCGGGGUGAUGGGUGUAUCAACGCGAGCCGACGUCUUGACCGGCGCAAACCUGUUUGUACUUGUUACUCGGCCGAGUACUCGGUUGAAAAAAAAUUGAGCCGAGUAAAACUCGGUACUCGUUCCUCGGCAAAAGUGUUACUCCGCGCAUCUCUAAUAAUUUAUAAGGUAGAUGUCAUUAUGAAUAUCAGUUUUGGUAAAUAUUUGUGCACUUUAUGCCGUCAUUUAUAACGAAUUGAAAUCUAUUUCACACUACUAUUUCUCCUCUCAACUGUCACGUUUGGACACAACUUUCUUAUAAAAAUUUUAAUUUCACCAGGCCUUAGUAUGUGCCUUGAAGUGACGGUAGUUCAAAUUAGAGACAAGAGCCGUUUGCGCGUUUCCCAAUACCCUUUAGGAAGCCACAAACGCCUGCAAUAACAAGGGAAUGCAAAGCGAAUGUUGUAAAGUGAAAUUAAUACAUCACUUUCUAAAGUCUUAUAUCUCAAAUCGGAACUAAAUUCUUCAUAUAAAUUUAUUACUUCGAAGUAAUAAACAAGUAUCUAAGUAUUUAGCGUAUUUGACAUAAUUAUGCGAAAGUAAAUAGAGUACAUAGGAUUGUUAAUCAAAUUUAUUGUAUUUUUAUACCAAUAUAGCAUUAAUCAUGUUAUUAUGAUUCGGUUAAAUCAAUUAUUUAGAUCUUUAAUAGUAGUGCUUCCAAUAACUUUCUAAAUUAGCU
This is a messenger RNA of Pectinophora gossypiella (pink bollworm), 3178 nucleotides long. RefSeq names its product unc-112-related protein-like. Bases 129 to 2012 code for a protein of 627 amino acids. The record is from RefSeq and is a predicted model, not a curated record. Lineage: Eukaryota; Metazoa; Arthropoda; Insecta; Lepidoptera; Gelechiidae. Gene Ontology annotation, biological process: integrin-mediated signaling pathway; cell-matrix adhesion. Gene Ontology annotation, molecular function: integrin binding. The transcript is spliced from 10 exons. Gene Ontology annotation, cellular component: cell-substrate junction.